This is a messenger RNA of Melospiza georgiana, 2576 nucleotides long. RefSeq names its product FKBP prolyl isomerase 10 (gene FKBP10). Gene Ontology annotation, molecular function: peptidyl-prolyl cis-trans isomerase activity; calcium ion binding. Bases 1 to 1722 code for a protein of 573 amino acids. NCBI's taxonomy places the organism in Eukaryota, Metazoa, Chordata, Aves, Passeriformes, Passerellidae. The record is from RefSeq and is a predicted model, not a curated record. The transcript is spliced from 10 exons.
AUGGCCAUGGCCCCGGGCAGCCGCUGCUGCCUCCUCCUCCUCCUCCUCCUCCUCCUGGCCGUCCUGGGCGCCCCGGCGCUGGGCGACCCCGGCCCUUUGGAAGACGUGGUGAUAGACAGAUACUAUAUCCCCAAAAUCUGCCUGCGGGAGGCGCAGAUGGGGGAUUUCAUUCGCUACCACUACAAUGGGACCUUUAAAGAUGGCAAAAAGUUUGACUCCAGCUACGACAGAGGGGCCACGGUGGCCGGCGUGGUGGGCGUCGGGCGGCUGAUCACGGGCAUGGACCGGGGGCUGCAGGGCAUGUGCGUCAACGAGCGGCGCCACCUCAUCGUGCCACCCCACCUGGGCUACGGCAGCAUCGGCGUGGCGGGGCUGAUCCCCCCAGAUGCCACCCUGUACUUCGACGUGGUCAUGCUGGACAUCUGGAACAAGAAUGACAAGCUGCAGAUCACCACCCUGUCCAAACCCGAGCGCUGCAACCGCACCGUGGAGAACUCGGACUUCGUGCGGUACCACUACAAUGGCACCCUGCUGGAUGGGACCCCCUUUGACUCCAGCUACAGCAAGGGCAGCACCUAUGACACCUACGUGGGCACGGGGUGGCUGAUCAAGGGCAUGGACCAGGGGCUGCUGGGGAUGUGCGCUGGGGAGAAGAGGAGCAUCAUCAUCCCCCCGUUCCUGGCCUAUGGGGAGAAGGGCUACGGGACGGUGAUCCCGCCGCAGGCGUCGCUGGUGUUCAGCGUGCUGCUGGUGGAUUUCCACAACCCCAAGGAUGGCGUCUUCCUGGAGCACCUGGAGGUGCCAGAGACCUGCAAGCGCCGGGCUGUGACCGGGGACUUUGUCCGCUACCACUACAACGGGACACUCAUGGAUGGGACCCUCUUUGACUCCAGUUACUCCCGCAAUCAGACCUACAACACCUACAUUGGAAAGGGCUACAUCAUCCCUGGCAUGGAUCAGGGCCUGCAGGGUGUCUGCAUUGGGGAGCACCGGCGAGUGGUCAUCCCCCCACACCUGGCUUACGGGGAGAACGGCGCAGGGGAUAAAAUUCCCGGCUCAGCCGUGCUCAUCUUUGACGUUCACAUCAUCGAUUUCCACAACCCCGCGGACCCGGUGGAGAUCGAGACCGUGUUCCGGCCCGAGGGCUGCAAUGUCACCAGCCGCCACCGCGACUUCGUGCGCUACCACUACAACUGCUCCCUGCUGGAUGGCACCCGGCUCUUCUCCUCCCAUGACUACGAGAAGCCCCAGGAGGUGACUCUGGGGGCCAACAAGGUGAUUGAGGGGCUCAACAGUGGCCUGCUGGACAUGUGUGCAGGGGAGAGGAGGGUGCUCAUCGUGCCCCCACACCUGGGCCACGGGGAGAGCGGAGCCCGGGGCGUGCCUGGCAGCGCCGUGCUGCGCUUCGAGGUGGAGCUGAUCUCCAUGGAGGAGGGCGUUCCCGAGGGCUACCUCUUCAUCUGGCACGGGGAGCCACCAGCCAACCUGUACGAGCAGAUGGACCUCAACAAGGACGGGGAGAUCCCUGCUGAAGAGUUCUCCACCUUCAUCAAGAGCCAGGUGGCAGAGGGGAAAGGCCGCCUGAUGCCCAGCUCUGACCCGGAGAAAGUCAUUGCUGACAUGUUCCAGAACCAGGACCGCAACCAGGACGGGAAGAUCACGCCCGAGGAGCUGAAGCUCAAGUCGGAUGAAGACCAGGAGAAGAUUCACGAGGAGCUCUGAGGGGCAGCCCGUGCUGUUCUGGAGACAGGACUCAUCCUUGCCAUGUCAUGGCUGCUCUCCCACCCUGGGAUUUGCCCCUCUCCAUCCUGCAGGGGUUGGGGUUUCAUUUCCACCUCCCCGGGACCUGCCCCUGCCCCUCUCAGACCUGCAGGGAGUUGGGUUUUGAUUUUCACCUCUUUUUAACUGAGGGUAUUUUGAUGGUAUCUCCUGAGCAGGCAAACACAGCCCCCAGCUAAUAAACCCAGACAAGAAGAUGUCCCCUCCCUAAGCCCCUUCAUCCCCCACCAGUGAGUGCACAUCCAGCUCCAGGCCCUCACCUGGCUGUGCUGUAGGGGGGGAUCCCCCUCAUUCCAUCACUUUUCUGUAGUUUAGGGUUGGGGAUUGGGUUUUUUAUAUACACACUUAAAAUUCUUUAGAGAGAAGGAAGAGAAGGUUUCGUCCCAUUCCCUGCUCUGCCCCUGCUGCCAUCCUCCCUGGGACACGAGGCUGAAGAGGGCUCAGGUUCCCAGGGUGAACUCUGCAGGCAUCUGCUGUCCCCAAAAUCUGCAACUGUGAGGCCUGGCAAAGCCCUCAUCAGCUGGGAGAAGGGAACAGCCCCCAUUGCCCAGCCCUCAGGGAGCAGCACAGUCCCCUCCACACCCUCCCACCUCCCCAGGGACUGAGACACAUCAGAGCUGUUUCAUUUCAAUGCCCAAAUGCAGGCCACGGUGCUCAGGUCCUCCUGCUGGGACCUGCACAGCUCCCAAAACCUCUGCAGUCUGUCCUGGGCAGGGACAGGAGGAAUGCAGGAGCACAGCAGUGCAGAGUGAACCCCUCAAACAGACUCUGCCUUUCACCAAAUAAAUCAUUCCUCC